This is a messenger RNA of Rotaria socialis, 369 nucleotides long. Lineage: Eukaryota; Metazoa; Rotifera; Eurotatoria; Philodinida; Philodinidae. The record is from the annotation of a GenBank genome assembly.
AUGUUACCAAGUCCUAUUGCAUUAGGUACUCCUGUUGCUGUUAAUCAAGAUGGUAGUAUUAAACGUCUAGAUUAUAAACUAAAUGGUUCGAUGGCAUAUUUAUUAAUAUUUAUUGUUUAUUAUUUAAUAUGUUAUCAUUAUCAUAUGAUACCUUCAACAUUUUUAGCUGAUCAUUUUACAUUACUUUUAGUAGCAUCGAAUAUAUUAUCAUUUAUUAUUGCUAUUGCUGUAUCGAUAUUAGCCUAUCAACAAAAUAAUUAUCAAUUUAUUAGUCAAAAUUUUAUGUAUGCUUUUUGGAUGGGUUACAGCCGAAAUCCAAGAUUAUAUAAUUUUGAUUUAAAAUUUUUUUCGAAGGCCGCCCGGGUUUAA